Messenger RNA from Cygnus olor (mute swan), 9163 nucleotides. RefSeq names its product FTO alpha-ketoglutarate dependent dioxygenase (gene FTO). Gene Ontology annotation, molecular function: broad specificity oxidative DNA demethylase activity; ferrous iron binding; mRNA N6-methyladenosine dioxygenase activity. The record is from RefSeq and is a predicted model, not a curated record. NCBI's taxonomy places the organism in Eukaryota, Metazoa, Chordata, Aves, Anseriformes, Anatidae. Bases 273 to 1805 code for a protein of 510 amino acids. Gene Ontology annotation, biological process: RNA repair; regulation of multicellular organism growth; DNA alkylation repair. The transcript has 9 exons.
GCUCCCGCCCGCCUUUCGCCUCCUCGCCGCGUGCCGUUAGCAACUGCGGCUGUUGCCACCCGAACCCCGGCCCUUCCGGCCGCCGCCGCCGCCCCCGUUACCUGCCGGGAGCUGUAGUUCGGUCGGGUGCGCAGGGCCAUGCCUCGCCGUUCGGCCGGGACUACAGCGUGGGGGGUGCUUCCCGGCUCCCCGCCGCCGUGCGCGCUGGGAGCUGUAGUCCUCCGUGGGGCACGGCGGCGGGCGGGAGGAGGCCGGGUGGCUGAGGCGGCGCCAUGAAGCGGAGAGCGGGGGAGCGGGAGAAGGAGCUGAAGAAGAAAAAGCUUCUUGAAGAACUUGGAGAGAGUAGACUGCCAUAUAUGACACCAGCUGACGCUGACUUCCAUCAGUUGUGGAAGACCAAGUAUUCCAAGCUAGUUUUCAGAAAAUCUGAUACAGUACCUGAAGAACUCCAUCAGAUGGUACAAGAGAGCUUUUUAACCUUGCGAAAACACGAUUGUUUCUUUCAAGAUCUUGUAAGGAUCAAAGGAAAAGAUUUUUUUACCCCAGUGUCUCGUAUAUUAAUUGGAAACCCAGGAUGCACUUACAAGUACUUGAACACAAGAUUAUUUACAGUUCCUUGGCCUACUGAGGGUUAUGAAAUAAAAUAUUGCAGUCCUCAAAUACAUGAUGCUUGUAAAGCAUUAAUCAAACUUAAUGACUACUUGCACGUUGAAGCAGUCAAGGCAUUACAAGGACAAAAUUUGCUUGAGUCCAAAGAAACUGAAGAUACUUCUGUAAUAGAUAGGGAGCAAAACUUUGCUACUUCUCUUAGGGAGAAAGGGUCUGUCUCACAAGAUCAAAGCAGUUGUUAUGUACCAGAGGAUGACUUCACAAGUCUAAAUAGCAGAACAUCUUAUAAUGUGACUUUAUUAAAUUAUAUGGAUCCUCUACAAAUGCUGUACUUGAAACAAGAGCCUUAUUUUGGAAUGGGGAACAUGGCAGUGAGUUGGCACCAUGAUGAGAAUCUGGUUGAAAGGUCAACAGUUGCUGUGUACAGUUACAGCUGUGAAGGUUCACCUGUUGAAGAAACUUAUGAUCAGAAACUGGAGGGAAGAGACCCAGCUGUUUGGCACGUAGGCUUGAAGGUAGCAUGGGACAUAGAGACACCUGGAUUAGCAGUACCACUUCGCCAAGGAGACUUCUACUUGAUGCUUGAUGAUCUCAAUACGACACAUCAGCACUGUGUUCUGGCUGGCUUUUCACCUCGAUUCAGCUCCACUCACAGAGUGGCAGAUUGUUCAAGAGGAACAUUGGAAUACAUAUUUGGACAAUGUGAACUGGCGCUCCAGAAUUUACAAACUGAUUCUAAUUCAAGGGCUUUAUCUUUGAAAUCACUGGAAACUGCAGUUGUAAAACAAGUGGAAGAAAUACAUAAUGAGGUUGAAUUUGAGUGGCUCAGGCAGUUUUGGUUUCAAGGCAAGCGGUAUUUGAAGUGCACUGAUUGGUGGCUUAAACCAAUGGCUAAAUUGGAAGAAUAUUGGAGAAAAAUGGAGACUAUGACAAGCCUGGUCCUCCAUGAAGUUAGAAAAAAGGAGCAAACUGAGGAACAAAGGAAUGAAACCAUCAGCUGCUUCUUGCUAGUUCUUACUGAGCGACAAAGGCUACGUAAAGAGUGGACAGCAAGGUGCCAGUCAGAAGCAGCAGAGAGCUUGCCAGAAGACCAGAAACCGGAAUGCCACCCCUUCUGGACAAAUGAUGAAUGUAAUAUGCCUCUGCCAUAUGAUCUUGAGGAAGUAAUAGCUCACCUACAAAAUCUUGUUCAGUAGGUAGAAUAUCAGGUGACCUUCCAGCCUAGAAUUAUUAAUGCUCAUCAUUUGGAGUAAGUUUUUAGUUAGCAUAAAUCUUUUAAUCUUUAUGAUUCCUAGGUUAUGUGUUGGUUUAUGUGUCAGUGCAGAUUUUAGUGUUCUCCACACAGUCCCUUAGUUACCGUCUCACAACAAAACUGACCAGGCACCAAAACUACAGAAAGACUUGGCUUUUAAGAUGUGAAGUCCAGAACACCAGCCUCUGUUCUUUCCUCUUCAUUCAAAUCCCCAUUGAUCCUGUAACCCAUGGAUAGUUGUGUUUCCACAAGUUCCCCAGACAUCUACAUUUUAGCUUGCAUGAGUGCCUAGAACUGCCUCUGGCUCAGCAGUUUGAACAACAGAAAGCAUAGCUUACACCUGUGACAAAGCAGAAUCCAUGAUCUGGACAUCCUAACGAGAGGCCAGCUUGGAGGGAGCCUGCUAGGUGUGUCCGGAUAGAGCUGUGCACACAAUAUGGUAACAUCUUUAUCUAGUAAUGUAGGCAGAGGUAGAGGAAAUGGUGGAGAAAGUCCUUUAUGGAAUGGCUCCUUGUCAGAGCCUUUGUAAAAUGGAGGAACUUGUGAAGGAGCAUCCUGGCAUAGAUACUAAGCCUUUUCUGCUGUUUUUCAUCAUGGCAAUUGUAUGGUACUUUUUGUAUUUCGUCAGAAAUGGGUUUUGGAAAUCACGAGCAUGAUGCUGACAGUAAGUCAGCCUCUCAUGGCACCUGUCAUCUCAAGGUGUGAAGCACUCCCAAGUACUAAACCCUUCAUAUACAAAAUGGCGUUACAUUGUGUGUGUAGAAGAUCUGACGUGUCCAUUAUUAGACCUAAGGUGCAUCCUCAUUGUCUGGGUUUUGGGCAAGCUAGGCUUGCUUGCUAGUCUCAUCCCCACACAAUUUUACGUGCCUGUAUGGCUUUAUCAAGAACAACUGACAGUGUUUGUCCUGGUGGCUGGGUUUUAAAAAACUUUCCGAACUAGGGACUUCCUACCUGGACCCUCAUGGGCAUAGGCCUCUGAAAGAAAGUGCUCACAGGUUCAGUCCGAGGCGUGCACAGCUCUGCUGUGGCAAGACAGCUUACAGUUUGUCUUUUAGAUGCUUCCAGGAAAUUGGAAGAUGUGGAUUUGGACCUUUUCGGCCUAAGAACAUAAAUCUGCUGUCUCCUAUUCCUGGUUUGUGCUCUAACAGAUGCAUAAUUACAUCUACCUUCCUUUAGGAAGAAUGGCGUGAUCCAUCAUUUGUACCUCUCAGAAGGGCCUUUGAGGCCCACACACGGGAGAUUUCCAACAUGUAGCAAUAUCUCGUGGGUUCCCUGGAACUCAGAAUUCGUUUCCUAACCUUUGCUUUGUUUCUGCCUUUUGUGAAUCCUACUCUGAGGCCAGGUUUCCCAGUACCUUGUCCAAAGAGCCAUGGGUUUCCAUUUUGGGUCAGGUCCCCUGACAAAAUAGAUUUAGGUUGUGUGAUAGACGGCAUGGCAACAUCUGUGAUGAUCUAGCCAUAAGAACAAAUCCAGAAGACUAUGAGAAAUGAAGCUGCUAUGAUCUGGUUUGUAAUAAUAUGCUAUAAAAAUAACAAUUCUGUAUUGGAUAAUGUCUUGAAUGAGAGAUUUUUCAUUUUGUUAAGUUGCUAUUCUUACUUGAGCUGGUGUAUGCCUUUUCCUUCAUCAUAAAAAGCAGAAGAAAAUUAUAUUACAGUAAAACAGCACUCAGUCUGUAUUACCACUACAAAAAAAAAAAAAAGCAGUAAGAUUCAGAGCUUGACAUUGCCACCAAGAAAUGGAAUACGUCUCCUGUGUUAAUCUUCUGUUUAAAAUCGCUGCUGGGGCCAGGCUUACCCAGAGCAUACCAGGAUACUCUGUUGGCAAAGCGUUCUGUGCGUGGAUGAGUACUGCUGAAAACUCUGCUUUUGACAGUGUAACAUAUGCCAGACCUCCCUGCAGCUAAAGAAGCUGUGCCAGCAAAAAUUCAGUUUUAGUGGUAUAAAACUGUGUCCACACCUACCAGCUUUUGCCAGGACAAUUAUAUCAAGUAGAGGUUGUGCCUCUUAACACCUUUGACACAGCUAUGCCAGCAAAAGUAUAAAGGUCUGAGUCGAGUGUUUUCAUUGUAUUCCUGCACUUCUGCUAAGGCUGUUAGCCACCGUAUUGAAAGCAGACUCUUUGAAAAAUAAAUUAUUUAAAUUAAGUUUAAUUGUAUUAUAACUGUAAUCCACACAUCUAUCUGUUGUCUCAUGUGCCACAGAUUUGUUGACAUUUGGAGAUCCUUUGUUAUGGGCAUAGCUUUUUCUUUCCUGCGCUAUCUAAAGCUAGCUUUACCAGUGGGCAAAUAGCAUAUAUUUGGAUUAAUGCCACACUGAAUACUGCUUACUUUGGAGAUCACUUAGAGAAAAGCUAGCUGAAGAUGUGGGAAUUCUGCUUUUGAAAAAGGCAGUUCUCACAGAAACAGAUAUUGCUUUGGAAAUGAGAAAGAUAAAUUCAAACAAGCUAAUGAUGUAACACUGUUAACACAGGGUUUGAGGGGAUUGUUUGUUUAUGUUACUUUAUGAUUUUUUUGUGUGUUUAAUUAAGCUCUGCUAGAAACCAUGGGGAUCACAGUAUUGAAAUGAAUCUGACAGCCAUAAAAGGGUAGAGGAGGCACAUCAGCGCUGUAGUUUCUAGCUGAAGCGGAGGCAUAGCUAUUAAAAAAUGAUUGGCAAAUAAUUAUUUCCAGCAGUAGUGAAACAACACUGUUUUUUUGUUGUUGUUGUUAUUGCUGUUUUUUUCUUGUGUUAGGAGAGUGGUUGCAGCAAUAAUAGAAUGUUUAAAAAUACAUGAUUCUGGGUCUUGCCUACGCUGCACAUUUAAGCUAGUGAAUUAGCUGAACUAGUACUAGCCUCGGUGUGGUCAAAUAGCACUCAGUUAAGCCAAGGGUGGCAAUGACAGACAACUGAAAACCUUUGGAAUGGGUAAUACCUAAGUUUCACUGGCAAAAUACCAAUAAUCAAGUGGUUAAAGAGAAUUAACCCUCUAUGUUGCAUUCAAGUCUCACAUCAUCUGAAUCAGUGUAACUUGAUUGAAUUCAGUUGAGAUAUAGAAGUAUAUGGAGGUUUCAUCUCUCCAAAGCCCACAGGAGUUGAUGGCAAAGACAUGAGUAAGGUUUAUGAAACUGUUUGAAGCAUGUAGUAAUUCCAAAGGGUACCCCAAGAGAAGAACAUGGUUAAAGGUAAAAGAAAACUGAGAGGUCAAAUAUAAGUUUUUGCUGUGUUUGAGGUAUAUACUAGAAGCAGGCAAAUAUUUCAAAGUUUUCUUUAUUUUAUUCAAAUAAUUUUAAUGUAGUUCGUUUUGCAAUGAUACUUCAGCAAUCCAUUUGUAUUCCAGCACUAAAUAACCCGUUACCAUUUUGGAUGAGCUGAAAAACGCAGCCUCUAAUGGAUGUUCUGAGUAUAGCAACUGUUUGCCAAGUCUGAAUGCUGUAGAUGCAUAAGGACCAAGGUCAGUUUGUUUCAGGGAAGAGGUGAGAGCAUAAAUUAGCUUCUAACAUUAGAUUCAAUGAUUCUUUUAAAAUGGUGAAGUUCAUGGCUUUGCUUACAUUUACUUUUCAUCAGUCAUGAAAGAAUUAAGGUAAAAUAGUUCACUUGCACGUGUGUGUCAGGCUAAAUGGAUUACAGAAGAUACAGAUCUGUUUGCCUGUCUGCACUUGCCUUUAGACAAUAUUCAUCAAUUUUACUAAAGCUACUGACUAAACAUGGAACCAAUACAAAUGAAAUGCUCAAGGCAAGGGCUUUCUUUAAAAAUGAGAUAGAGAGUUGGUUUUACACUCAUAGAAAGAAAAUGUUGGCAGAAAAUGAAAAACUUCUAUUGUUUAUGUAAUGCGGGGGAUGAAAGGUAAAGGCCAUUUUUAAGUAGUUGAUAGAAAACUGCUGUGUUACGCCAUGUAAAUGAUAAAUGUUUUUAUACUGCUUUAUUCUUAUCUCCGCAUAUGAAAAUAUUUUAUCUUGUAGGUUCUUUCUUGUUGUUAAAAGGUUAAGUAAAUAAAAAAUAUUAAUCCCAGUACACUAGAUUUUAAAGAAAUCAUGCUUAUACUCUGAACAUUACAGCAGAUCCUGAUUGUCUAAAGUGUAAAUAAGAAUGUUAUGGGUAGUCACCAACUGGAAACUGUCCAGGAUGGGUAACAUGCAGCAUAAUAAAUACCCAAAUCAGUUGUCUUACUGUCGUCCAGAUGCAGUUUUUAGUUUCACUGAUAAUGAUGUAGCUUUACUUAGCAAGACAUACUUGAAAGUCAUUCUAGACCUUUUAAUGCUGUGAGCCAGACUCAGGGAUUCUAGUGACAUAACAGGGGGGAAAAAUAAAUAAAUACAUUAAUUAAUACCAAAGUCUAUCACAACAGAUAAUUAAAGUACCGUAGUGUGUUACCAGUAGGCAUUGCUCCUUUCUCAGUUAUCGUAGUGCAGUUCCCUUAGCCCUAUGUCAUGCAGUGGAAUUUGGGCUAAUGUAGCAGAGAUGAAACUGGUUGAUGUUGAAGGUGGGAUGAGAGGAGGGGAAGAGAAAAGACAUGCAAGGGAUGUGCCGUCACAAGACCACAACUUUAUUAACUUAACUCAUGUGGGAAUCAUCGAGCAGUAACUUGUACAGUGCAGGUCCUGACCUCUCCCUUGAUUGCUACCACCUGGUCCAUAGUUAAUGGUAGGUCCUUAACCCUCCUCGUGCCCCCAACAGCUGGUCCCCAGCUUUUUGCUGGGGCCUGACCACUGUCAUCUUGUGCCCAGGUUACAGAGUUAGGAAGAGUGCUUGUUCCACUGUUAGGAACAGGCAUGAGAAGCACUGUUCCCAAGCUUAGCCUCCACCUCUGUCCCACUACACCUCUAUGGACUGUGUACCUCCAUACAACAUCUGUUUCCUCUUGAGGUUCAAGUUGUUGCAGCUCGUCUUCCGCUCUGCCCCACGGGGCUGGUGAGCUGCUGUGGGGAAGGGCCAGACAAACAGAGCACAGGCCACAGAGAGGUUCCUUGUCCCAGCAAAGACCACAGCAGACUGAAAAGCUCAGCCCUACGCUAAUCUAGGGUUAGAGGGUGGGUGCUGUUAGGUAGUGAUGAAGGCCUUGGGAGGAGAGGCCAGCACUCAGUGUUUCUAAGGACCCCCAACCUGCCCGAUUCUGGCUGUCACUUCACCCCACCUGUAAGAGCAGAGGCAAUCCUGAAUAGCACCAAUGUUCUUUUCCCUUUCCAGUCCAAAUUCAAAAUCAUCACCUUUAAUGUCACUGGGCUUGUGUCUUAAUUUGCAUUCAUCUUUCCGAUUCACCUUAGCCUGAGGCAUUCAUUGAACAAGAGAAGAUAAUUUAUACGUUUGCAAAAAGACUGUACUUAGUAAGGGUGCAGAAUUGGCUGAAUAAUAUGUCAAAUGAAAGCCAACAGAUAACUGAUAAAAUGAUCACAUUAAAAUGCUGAUGUUUGGGAGUGAGCCCUUGGCACAUGACAUGAAAACUACGCUUUAUCUGCUUGUUGCUUUGGAGCCAGCACUCAAUUCACAUGAUAGAAAAGGACACGCUAUUCUGCAGUUUACAUCCUCUAAUACCCUAUUGGUUUUACAGUGCUGAAUUUGGACACAAAAGUUGCUCUCCUCCCCCUCCAUAUCGUCAAAUACUUGCUUUCAUGCCAACACAUCUUGGUCUGAUUAGUUUCCUUGAUUAGAGGCUAAAGUAAAAAGUCAGGUGUAUAGGAUUCCCAUUAUCCUUUAUUCCUCUGGUUCUAAGAACAGGUCAGAUAGAGUUAUUUCAGUGAAAAUGUGAACAAUCAACUUCUGUUUACCAUUAACCUUCAGUUUUCUUUUCUUAAAAUCAAAUCAGGGCUUGGUAGGCAGUUAUUUUCAUACACGUCCCUUGAUCAGUGGAACAAUCUGUCAAAAGCCAUUAAAGCCUCUGUUAGGUUGAAUUGCAUUCAAAGCUAAGCUAUCCAAUCAUUUAAAGGGCUAUGAUGAUUGUUUUUAAUACAGUAUACAUUUAUUUCUCUCUCUGAGUAGUAGCAUAACUUUGAAACUGAGCCUGUAUGACUAGCGCUUUUUGCUAUCAGCAAUCCUGAGAGGCUUGGUUUGCUGUAGAAGGUGAAUGUCUACGUAAAAGAGGAAAAAGUGAACACAGUGAUAUCACCUGUGUGUUCUCAGAAGUUUUUUCACUUCUUUCCUACUUCAUUACAUCAAUCAAGGUGUAAUGCAUAUGGAAUGGGAAGACAUUUUCCAAGCUCCUUUGCUCAAACAUUUCACCAAAAAAAUUAAUGGCUAAUUGUAGUAAUAUUUUAAAGUGGCUUUUGAUCUUAAGAUCUCAGGAUGCUUUACACAAGAGAAACUGAGGUAGAGGUCAAAUGUGCAGAUGUGUUCUGAGUGCUAAUGCUGAAGCAGAGCAUACAUAAUGCCCCGUCACUGGCGUGUCCUGAUUACUUCCAGUUAAUCAGCUCCAGUUACGGGUUAAGGAUGCUCUCAGAGAACUUUUUUCUCUAAAGAUAUAUCUGAAAGCAGAGCUGGAAUCUGCCCUUCUCAUACAAUAUUUAACGUAUUAUUUAAUUGUACAACACAUGGUAAUACAUCUCAUGUAAUAGACAUCUUUCAGGCCUCCUAAUGCUUGAUUAAACUUUAGAGUGAAUCUUUUAGUUACAUUCCAAGUCCCUGAGGUCUCAAUGGGAAAAGGUGAAUUUUACUGGAACUAUUAAAUUUUUCCACGGAGAAUAUGCAGAGAAUAUUACAGUACAAUCCACAUUCUUCUGGCUCUGUUUUAAAUACAUUCACUGGACAGCCCCCCAGGGUGGUGUAACUGCUGUACUAGGAAACUGAAGAAAAUCCCCUGUGGGUAUUUGGGUGCUAUUUAUCAAGGUGAAGAUGCAUUGCUGGAACAUGCUGGAGUGCUUGUUAUGCACCUGUUAGCACUUUUUGUCUGGUACCUAUUUCAUAGUCUGGUAGUACUUUACUGAGAGCACUACUUUUCUAGUUAUUUUGAUGAACAUCCUAAUAAUUUAUUACCCAAACAUUAUCAAAGCAUUCCAUGGUUCUUUCAUUGCCGUUCUUUCCCUUCUGUCCACCAAUGCCCUUUCUUUCCCAUUUAUUUCAUUAUUAAUAUUAAUGCUAUUAAGAAGUUGUGUUCUUUGUUAGGCUGUCAUGGCUUUAAAGUGAGAAAACAUAAAAACUGUAUCAGGUAGCUUUUUCUCAAGUACAUUUAUUUUCCCGCCUAUUUAUUGCGACAUUUUUGCUCAUUGCUUAUUUGCUAUUGCUACAUGUAAUUUUUAUUAAAGACUAUCUGUAUAAAAAUGUGAGUAGUAUAUUUAGUUUUGUGUAAUAUAUUUGCUAAUUUACCCACAUUUAUAAAAUAAAUCACUUAAAGAA